AUCGCGCACCCUUUUUCUCAUCUUCUCCUGCUUUUCAUUCUUGUCCGAAAAGUUUCUUCCUUUGCGCUCUGAAAAGGGUUCGCCGAAUCUUGGGUUAUUUCAGUUCUCAGACCUUGAUAUGGCAGUUAAGAUGCUUCCUCAGGUUGUUGCGAAUGCUUUUGUGAAGCAAUAUUAUGCGAUCCUCAAUAAAUGUCCAGAGAAUGUCCACAAAUUUUAUCAGGAGUCCAGCCUACUAGGCUGGCCAGGAUCUGAUGGUGUUCUGAAACCUGUGACAACCUUAUCUGGAAUUAAUGACAAGAUCAUGUCCUCUGAUUACAAGUAUUGUUCUGCGGAGAUCAAAACUACAGAUGCCCAAGAGUCUGUGGAGGGAGGCGUCAUAGUUGCAGUAACUGGUUCUUUGACUCGAAAGGAUAACGUGAAAAUGGAUUUUAGUCAGACCUUCUUUUUGGCCAAACAAGAAAAAGGUUUCUUUGUCUUGAAUGAUAUUCUUCGAGUUUCUGAUGUAUUCUUGUCAACAGCCAAUGCUCCUGCAGAUUAUGAUGGGAUAAAUGAUCAACAUGCUCCGUCUAUGCAGAGUUCUGUUCAUUCUGCUGUCUCUGAUAGCCCUACAUCCAUAUGUACCAAGGCGGUAGAAAAUGGACAGGUCAAGGAAUCAUUUGAUCCUCCUGUUGCCAAGGAAACAUUUGCAAAAGUUGCUGUUUCUACAUCUUCUGUUGCUUCAGCUGAAAAAGCGCCUUCAAUUGUUGCACCAGCUUCAAAUGAAAAAGUGCCUUCAGUUGUUGCACCGGCUUCAGAUGAAAAAGUGCCUUCAGUAAUUGCGCCGGCUUUAAGUGAAAAAGUGCUUUCAGUUGCUGCACCAGCUUCAAAUUCUACCCAGAAAAUCACCUAUGCUUCGAUGGUGGCAAAAGAGACGCCUGCGAUUUCAACAAGAACUGCAAGAGUUGCUUCAAAUGUUAAUAAACAAGUCGCUUCUCCAACAACCAAAGCAUCACCUCCGCUCGUUGACCGUGCACCAAAAGCAGCAACUCCCACCAGUGCCGUCCCCAAAGCAUUAGCUCCCUCAAACAAAGUCUCACCUAAUCCAGCUCCGCCUGGCAAUGGCUCACCUAAUAAUAGUGCCUACUCAGAAGCAGCUAGAGGAAUAUAUAUAGGAAGAUUGCCUUAUGACAUAACUAAACAAGGAAUCGUGGACGUCCUUAAACAAUUUGGGCCGGUUAGAAGAAAUGCAGAUACAAUCCAGAUUAGAAGACAUGAGGAUGGUUUCUGUUGUGGGUUUGUAGAGUUUGAAUCUGCAGAUUCUGCUCGUCGUGCAGUAGAGGUUCACCAUGUUAAGUUUGGUGAUAAAGAAGCCUAUAUCACUUACAAGAGAUCAUAUUCCAAUCGAGGCAACAACGGUGGAGGCCGGUCCCCAACAAGAGCUGGAUCCCGGAACAGCAAUUUCAGGGGACGGGAAAAUCAAGCCAGGGACAACAGUAGGUUUCAGAACGAAAACCGGGCUGAUCACAACAAGGGCCAAACUAGGGGUCGUCGACACAACAGGUGGCCCUCCGAUCAGUGGUCGAGGGAGGCCAGUCGGGAUCGCUAGUAUCGAGCUGCAUAAAAUCCCAUAUGCCUACAGAGAAAUAUAUAUUUAUGUGAUGCAACACAGUGAUUGAACUACAGCAUUUUGAAAUGAUAUUUGGCUUAAAAUGGUUCUUAGUUCACUUCUACUUGCAUACCUUGUCUCUGUUUCUGUGCAUUUGGGCUGAACCUCACCCAAUGGGCCGAGAGUGGUUAGGCCCAUUUGGGAAUAUUUAUAGUGUUUUAAAAUGGUAAUUUAAUUUUGUAGAAAGUUCAUUUCCAAAAUGCUUAUUGUUAUACCGAUAAUACCCUAAAUUUUAU
Messenger RNA from Sesamum indicum (sesame), 1881 nucleotides. RefSeq names its product nuclear transport factor 2. Lineage: Eukaryota; Viridiplantae; Streptophyta; Magnoliopsida; Lamiales; Pedaliaceae. Gene Ontology annotation, cellular component: ribonucleoprotein complex; cytosol. The record is from RefSeq and is a predicted model, not a curated record. Gene Ontology annotation, molecular function: mRNA binding.